AUGAACAUUUCAAAUUUGGAACAAUUUAAAAGUGAUCUUACGAAUAUUGCUUGUAUAACCCUUAGUUCAAAAAUUCUCGAAAAAAGAAAAGAUCAUUUUUCGAAAUUAUGUGUUGAUGUUGUAUUAAACUUACAUAAUAAAACUGAUUUACAAGAUAUUCAAAUAAUAAAACAUUUAAGAAAUAAUCUUAAUGAUUCAUAUUUUGAAGAAGGCUUUCUAUUAGAAAAAUGUGUUGGUCUUAACAUGCCAAAACGUAUUGAAAAUGCUCGUAUUUUAAUUGUAAAUACACCAAUGGAUACGAAUAAAAUAAAAGUAUCUGAUUCAUCUGUGCGUGUUGAUUCAGUUGCUAACGUAACUGAAUUAGAAUUAGCUGAAAAAGAAAAAAUGAAAGAUAAAAUUGAAAAAUUCUUCAAUAUAAUUGUAAUGUUUUUAUUAAUCAGUAGAAACAAAUGA
Messenger RNA from Rotaria sordida, 453 nucleotides. The record is from the annotation of a GenBank genome assembly. NCBI's taxonomy places the organism in Eukaryota, Metazoa, Rotifera, Eurotatoria, Philodinida, Philodinidae.